GUAAUUAUGUGGCAUCUUCGUUCGGGAUUCACUGGUUGACAAUAGCGCGCAGAGAUCGAUCGACCCACCUUCUUAUUCAAAUAAAAAAUAAAAUUUUUAAAAUGGAGAGAAAGGCGGGUCAGUCUUCAAUUUACUUGAUUCUCCCGCCUAACCAAAUUGGUUUUUAACUUUCAUUAUUUCUACUUCCCUCCCGACCCAUCUUCCUAACCAUUAACCAAGGAUGAGUGAUACAAAUGAGUUGCGAAAAACCCGUUCUGCACUCUGUAAUUUGACCAACCGCCCCCUUAAGAGAGGUAUUUCAGUGAUUUCGGGAGGCUCGGAGCUUAAAUCCGGAGAUGGGUAUGGUAGGAAAGUCGAUAUUCAAAUUGGGGAUUCAAAAUUUGCCAAGAAAGUCUGUUUAUUUAAAGGUGCCGAUUUUGAAGUAGAUGGUAAUGAGAAGGGCCUGCCAGUGCCUAAGGGAAAGGAACCUCAUGGUUCUUCAUCAUCUAAUUCCAGCGAUACUGAUGCCUCGCAGGAUAACAGAGAGUCUUUCAUCUCCAGUUUACGAAAAGAGAUCAAGAGGGCCAAUGAUUUGGAUGGCGGCAGAGUUCAUCCGAGUGCUGCAGCAGAAGGUGGUGAUGCCUCACAGGAAAGUAGAGAGUCUUUCAUCUCUAAUUUACACAUAGAUAUUAAGAAGGACGAGGAUUUGGAUGCCAGAAGAGUUCAUCAGAGUGUUGCAUCAGAAGGUGAUGAUGCAACAAGGGAUAGUUCUAUGUCUAGCAUUUCGAUGGCCACUUGCUCAGGAUUUUGGAAUAAAGAUUGUUCUGGUGGGGUGGCAUCGAAUUAUCAGGAUGAUGAUUUGAGACACGAUUCUGAUGCUACUAAAACUAAAAGUUGUCUUGCUCAUGUACCUGCAGUCACUCUUUGCAAGAAUAGCAAACAGGGUCGUGGUGCUGAUAAACAUGCUUCUACAAAAUGUGAUCCUAGUGAGUGGGUGAAGUUGUUUGAUCAAGCUGUUGAGAAAGUCAAGCAUUUGGAUGGUCGCAGGGUUCAUCAGAGUGUUGUGGAAGAAGGUGGUGAUGCCUCACAGAAUAGAGACAUUACCAUCUCUAAUUUACGCAAAGAAAUUAAGAAGGUUAAAGAUUUGGAUGGCAGCAAAGUUGAUCAGAGUAUUGCGGCAGAAGGUGGUGAUGCAACAAGGGAUAGUUCUUUGUCAAGCAUUUCGAUGGCCACUUGCUCAGGAUUUCGGAAUAAAGAUUGUUCUGGUGGGGUGGCAUCUAAUUAUCAGAAUGAUGAUUUGAGACACGGUUCUGAUGCUACCAAAACUAAAAGUUGUAUUUCUCAUGUACCUGCAGUCACUCUUUGCAAGAAUAGCAAAAAGGGUCGUGGUGCUGAUAAACAUGCUUCUACAAAAUGUGAUCCUAGUGAGUGGGGGAAGUUGUUUGAUGAAGCUGUUGAGAAAGCCAAGCAUUUGGAUGCCUGCAGGGCUCAUCAGAGUGUUGUGGAAGAAGGUGGCGAUGCCUCACAGAAUAGAGACAUUACCAUCACUAAUUUACGGAAAGAAAUUAAGAAGGUUAAAGAUUUGGAUGGCAGCAAAGUUGAUCAGAGUGUUGCGGCAGAAGGUGGUGAUGCAACAAGGGAUAGUUCUUUGUCUAGCAUUUUGAUGGCCACUUGCUCAGGAUAUCGGAAUAAAGAUUGUUCUGGUGGGGUGGCAUCAAAUUAUCAGGAUGAUGAUUCGAGACACGAUUCUGAUGCCACUAAAACUAAAAGUGGUCUUGCUCAUGUACCCGCAGUCACUCUUUGCAAGAAUAGCAAAGAGGAUCGUGGUGCUGAUAAACAUGCUUCUACAAAAUGUGAUCCUAGUGAGUGGGGGAAGUUGUUUGAUCAAGCUGUUGAGAAAGCCAAGCAUUUGGAUGGCCGCAGGGUUAAUCACAGUGUUGUGGAAGAAGGUGGUGAUGCCUCACAGAAUAGAGACAUUACCAUCACUAAUUUACACAAAGAGAUUAAGAAGGUUAAGGAUUUGGAUGGCAGCAAAGUUGAUCAGAGUGUUGCGGCAGAAGGUGGUGAUGCCUCGCAGGAGAAUCGAGAGUCUUUAAUCUCCAAUUUAUGCAAAGAGAUUAAGAAGACCGAGGAUUUGGAUGGUGGUAGAGUUCAUCAGAGUGUUGCGGCAGAAGGUGGUGAUGCAACAAGGGAUAGUUCUUUGUCUAGCAUUUUGAUGGCCACUUGCUCAGGGUUUUGGAAUAAAGAUUGUUCUGGUGGGGCAGCUUCAAAUUAUCAGAAUGAUGGUUUGAGACAUGAUUGUGGUGCUACUAAAUCUAAAAGUGGUCUUGCUCAUGUACCUGUAGUCACUGUUUGCAAGAAUAGCAAAGAGGCCUGCAGUGCUGAUAAACAGGCUUCUACAAAAUGCAAUCCUAGUGAGUGGUCGAAGUUGUUUAUGCAAAGUGUUAAAUCACGUGAAUUGGGGAGAUGUUCAACUCUUAAGGGUGAUGGUAGUGGUAAUACAGAUGUCAAUGAAGAGUUUCUAAAAGCAUGCUCUUGCUCAUUUUGUUUGAAAGCUGCUUACAUUUGGGCAGACCUACAAUACCAGGAUAUCAAGGGUCGGAUUUCUGCGUUAAAGAAGAGUCAAAAAGAAGCAAAUACCUUGGUUCAUAAGAGCUGCACAGAGGAGGCUAGUAUUCAUGGACGAGGAAGUCCUAUCAAAUCAUCAAGCCUUGAAUCUGAUCUCUCGGGUCAGUGGAGAUCUCUAUUUUGUCAUAUGGAGGACAUACUUAUUCAAGAAAGCAAUCAAUUACAAGCCAGUUUUCUCUCACUGAAAGAUUUGAGAGAGAACUGCAAGAUGGAUUUGGAGAUGUCAACGAAAUGCCCACAGAGAAACAAUAGUAUGCUUUCAAUGCUUUUUGGUAGUUUGUAUUGUGACUUUUAUAGUACCUUUUUUGUUGUUCUGCUUGCAAGCAUAAGCUGAUAUCAUACUUGCAUUUGAUGUAAUUUAAAGGGCUGCUGUAUCAAUGUUUUAGAGCUGUCGUGUAUCGGUCAAUUUUCUUGUAUUUGAGAGAGAACUGCAAGAUGGAUUUAGAGAUCAAUGAAAUGCCCACAGAGAAACAUUAGUAUGCUUUUAAUGCUUCUUGGUGACCUAAAAGUUUGUAUUUGUCAAUUUUCAUGUACUUUUAAAUCUUCAUUUUUUAAAGCGUGAAUUCGUUUCGAAUCAUGUUAGUAAAGAUGUUGACCAUGGAGAUUUAGUUAUCUGGUGGAACCUUUGGCUCGUUAUGUAUGUCAAGUUGAUGAUUCCUUAAA
Humulus lupulus (European hop) is the source of this 3270-nucleotide messenger RNA. RefSeq lists its product as uncharacterized. The record is from RefSeq and is a predicted model, not a curated record. NCBI's taxonomy places the organism in Eukaryota, Viridiplantae, Streptophyta, Magnoliopsida, Rosales, Cannabaceae.